Molecule: messenger RNA, 3276 nt
Organism: Octodon degus (degu)
Lineage: Eukaryota; Metazoa; Chordata; Mammalia; Rodentia; Octodontidae
Gene: Il1r2
Product: interleukin 1 receptor type 2
Exons: 10
Coding region: 372-1604 (410 amino acids)
Molecular function (GO): interleukin-1, type II, blocking receptor activity; interleukin-1 binding
Source: RefSeq, a predicted model, not a curated record
CGAGCUUGAAUGAGUCUCAUCAAGUCACAAAAAGCAGGGAAACUCGCGAAGUUUCCCAGCCGCCGGCCACUUCCCCACUGGUACUCACGCUGGAGGAAAAGGUGUGUCCUCCACCGCGGCUGGGCACGGAGCGCAGCGGGAGGAAACCCUGCGGGCCUGGAAGGUAUAAAGCCCUGCACCCGCCGGGCUCCACCGCAGGCGAAAGUCUGGCCUGGCAGCUGUCCCAACGGCAAGAAAGGGGCAAAGUCCAAGAAUGCUGAGCUACAGGUGUUCUUGUCCUCUGCACUGAUUGCUUCGAGGCCUCGCCCUGCCUGACCACCUAUAAUACUUCUACCCAGCUUUGCUAAUGGCCUGACACCUAACUUAAGAGGAUGCAGCCCGUGGGACGUGCGAUCUCCUCUGCCCGUUCCUCCCAGAGGUUGUGCGCAGCGGCGCUCACGUUGUGCACGCUGAUGACGGCUGUUUCUGCCUUCACCGCUCCACCCGAAGGGCACUCAGGAGCCACAGGCAACUGCUCGUUUCGUGGCAAGUUUUUAAAACAGGAAUUCAGGCAGGAGGGCGAGCCUGUGGUUCUGAGGUGCCCGCUGGCGUACUUUGGCUCAGGGCCAAUUGGCAGCCCUGGCCCCCACCAGCUCGUCACCUGGCGUGGAAACAGCUCUUCUCAGCUGAUCGCGAUGGGAGAGCCACGGGUGCGGGUCAAGGACGGUGUCCUUUGGAUUGUGCCAGCCCUGCGCAAUGACUCGGGGACCUACAUCUGCAGCGUCAGAGAUGCUUCUCACUGUGAAGAGAUAGCCAUGGAGCUCCAGAUUUUGGAGGAUGCGGAGGCUUCCCUGCCGCUUGUGACCUACGCGCAGACGCUCACCUUGGGAACUGACGGCAUGCUCGUGUGUGCAGACACGCUGGAUUUCUCCGGGGACAAAGACAGCAUGCAUGUUCGGUGGUACAGGCGCUCUGUCCUUCUGGGUGGAGACGGCGGAAGGUUUCACAACGUGGAGGAACAGAAGCGCCUGCUUGUAGUCAACGUGUCCGUGGAGGAUGAGGGCCCCUACACGUGUGUGUUGACCUUCGUCCACGAGGGCAGGCGACUCAAUGUCACCAGGCACAUCAGUCUCAUCAUCCGUGAAGUGACAGACACCGUUCCUGUGGUCAUUUCUCCCCUGGACACCAUAUCCGCAUCUCUGGGCUCAAGGCUGACGAUCCCGUGUACGGUGUCUCUGGGGGCCAGCCCGCCUGAGAGUACCAUGCUGUGGUGGGGGGUGAACAUGACCCUCCUAGAGAACCUUUAUCCUGAGGGCCGUGUGACCGAGGGGCCACGCCGGGAAUACUCAGUCAAUGGUGAGAACUUCAUUGAAGUGCCACUGAAUUUCAAUCCAGUCCUAAGAGAGGAUUUGAACAUGGAUUUUAAGUGCAACAUCUUUAACUCCCUGGGUUUCCAGACACUGCAUACCACAGUCAAAGAAGCCCCUGCCACCUUCUCCUGGGGAGUCGCCCUGGCCCCUCUGUCGCUGGUCCUCUUGGCCUUGGGGGGCCUUUGUCUGCACAGGCACUGGAAACGCAGACCUGGAAAAACAUACCGCCUGACCACGCUCAAGACCGGCCUCUGAGACUUCCACACUAUCCCAGAGAAAUAAAGGCGAUGACAGGGUGUGAACCCGAUCCCUUCCGCAUGGAGGGGGCCGCGCUUUUCUCACGGGCUCUGGCAUUUCUCCUUGUUUAACAAAACCCUGGUGUUUGCCGCUGAGAUUGACAGCCUUUAAUUUUAUUUUAUUUUUCCCCCAAAUCAGUGAUGGGGCAGAUGUGCACGGUGGGUAGGAGCAGCUCUCUGUACCUGUGACCUAUUUAAAAGAGCAAAUGAGGGGCCCUCAGGCCUCAGUAAGAGUGGAAACCACCACAGCGGUUUUGAAACUCAUCCAUUCACUUAGCAAAAAAAACACACUGAAAGUCGAUAGGGCCAGGCUGUGUGGGAAAACCGAGAGCCGCAGAUGGUUAGGCCGAAGUUUGCCUUUCAGGAAAGAGAGAGUCCGUUAUGAUUCUGGAAAAGAUGAGUUAGCAAUGAGAAAGCAGGUGAAUCACCAGGAAUCGGUGAAUCUUUUUGGAAAGAUGGUACCAGAAUCAGCAGCCGAAGUAGUUAGGCAGCCAGCCCGAGCUUCGUGACACUUCUGACAAUGAAGGGCCAAAGGGCAUUGUGAUAACUGUACACGGCUGGAAGAGUAUGACCGGCCCCUUUCCCAUCAUAUGCCAAAAGAAUUCCAGGGGGAUUGAUGCAAACGAAAUGGGGUGGGAGAAAUCCUCCUGAGGGUCGAUACGUCGGUAGGCCUGGAUCUUGGUAGAGAGAGAUUUCCAAGCCCUGGUUUGGCCCGAGGAAGCUGGGCUCCAUCCCUGAACUUCCCCUUUGUGUUCCCAUAUUGCUUCCUCUUCCUUUUCUCUCUGGAUUUAUAAAUGUUUGAGGAUGGAGAAGUAGGAAGAGGAGGCAGAACCUUGGGGUGCCUCGCACAGAUCGAACUCAUGAAAAGAGGGAGAGUGGGUGGAGGGGGAAGAGGAGGAAGGGUCAGAUGAGGACAUAUAAUGGCCAGAGAUGCCUGGGUCCUCUGUGCCCGGAAACUGGGUGAGGUCUCACACCUGUGGAGCCUGGCAGCCUCAGCAGUGAUCCGGGCUGCAGCCCAAGGGCCCUCAGGGACCUCCCAGACAACACCUUGACUGCAGGGUACAACACAGUCUUCCCAUCCUCUGGCCUAGCAUGGACCACAUGGUAGGGAGCGUAUGUGAUACUUGGGAAAUUUGGGGGGUUGGAUUUAGGGCUGUGUUAAGGAAUAAGUAUGAUAUUGGGGUGGAUACAUUUAAAAACAAAGAAGAGUUGUUAUCCUCUUAAGAGGUAUACUGGAUUACUUAAGGGCCAAGAUCUGAGAUUUGCUUGGAAAUUACCCAGAGGGGGGAGGAUGGGGGUUGGGGUGGGGGAGAAGCAGUGAAGGGAGAUUGGCUCCAUGUUGCUAAUUGUGGGCGUGGAUGGUGUCCACUGCGGGCUGCCCCUGCAGCUCCUCCCCUUCUGUCUAGGUCUGGAAAUUUCCAAAGCAAAGCGUAAAAAUGCAGUAUAGGAACAUCCCAAAGAACCCGAGGCAAGAGGGCGAGUGUGUGAACAGCAAGACGCGCUGCUGUCCUAGAUAAGCCACGCAAUAAUAAAACGAAUCUGAGAAAAUAUUAUUGCGUAAAGAAGUUCUGGAAAUGUUCAUUUGUACCAUUGUGCCCUUUUAUAUAAAGUAAAAAAAAAGCUGUAAACAC